Cynocephalus volans (Philippine flying lemur) is the source of this 3500-nucleotide messenger RNA. RefSeq names its product Ral GEF with PH domain and SH3 binding motif 1 (gene RALGPS1). The transcript has 20 exons. Lineage: Eukaryota; Metazoa; Chordata; Mammalia; Dermoptera; Cynocephalidae. Bases 282 to 2039 code for a protein of 585 amino acids. Gene Ontology annotation, biological process: positive regulation of GTPase activity; Ras protein signal transduction. Gene Ontology annotation, cellular component: plasma membrane. The record is from RefSeq and is a predicted model, not a curated record. Gene Ontology annotation, molecular function: guanyl-nucleotide exchange factor activity.
UCCUACUGCGGCUGGGCACCGGCUCGGCUCCUUCGUCUGCCCGCGCUCCAGCCGCGCUCGGCCCAGCCUCCGCCCGGCUCGGCCCCGGCCCCAGCCUCCGAGCGAAAGCGCCGCUGCCGCAGGGCCGCUCCCAGGGCCAUGAGGAGGCGGCGGCAGCCACUGCGGCCCGCGUCAAGGUGACCGGCCGGGACUGCGGUGGCGGCGGCGAGAGCGGCGGACUUCUCCAGAUAGGUUAUGUCACCGGCAGAGGCUGCCCUGAAGCUCCCUGUGGCCUGGAGACUAUGUACAAGAGGAAUGGUCUGAUGGCUAGCGUGUUGGUCACCUCCGCCACUCCACAGGGCAGCAGCAGCUCAGACUCUCUGGAGGGACAGAGCUGCGACUAUGCCAGCAAGAGCUACGAUGCUGUUGUCUUUGAUGUCUUGAAAGUGACUCCAGAGGAGUUUGCCAGCCAGAUUACAUUAAUGGACAUACCCGUGUUUAAAGCCAUCCAGCCGGAGGAACUAGCCAGCUGUGGAUGGAGUAAGAAGGAGAAACAUAGUCUCGCCCCCAACAUUGUGGCCUUUACGCGGAGGUUUAACCAGGUCAGUUUUUGGGUUGUACGAGAAAUUCUAACAGCACAGACUUUAAAAAUAAGGGCAGAAAUCCUGAGCCAUUUUGUGAAAAUAGCCAAGAAACUUCUAGAGCUCAACAACCUGCAUUCUCUCAUGUCUGUGGUAUCAGCAUUACAAAGUGCUCCCAUCUUCAGGCUGACAAAAACGUGGGCUCUUUUGAAUAGAAAAGACAAAACCACCUUUGAGAAAUUGGACUACCUGAUGUCUAAAGAAGAUAAUUAUAAGCGUACUCGGGAAUAUAUCCGAAGCCUGAAGAUGGUUCCCAGUAUUCCCUAUCUAGGGAUUUAUCUUCUGGAUUUAAUUUACAUUGAUUCUGCAUAUCCUGCCUCAGGCAGCAUUAUGGAAAAUGAACAAAGAUCCAAUCAGAUGAACAAUAUUCUCCGAAUAAUUGCUGAUUUACAAGUUUCCUGCAGCUACGAUCAUCUCACAACCCUGCCCCAUGUGCAGAAGUAUCUGAAGUCUGUACGCUACAUUGAAGAGCUCCAGAAGUUUGUGGAAGACGACAACUACAAACUGUCACUCAGAAUCGAACCAGGAAGCAGCUCUCCAAGACUAGUCUCUUCCAAGGAAGAUCUUGCAGGCCCCUCUGCUGGCUCCAGUUCUGCAAGGUUCAGCCGGAGACCCACCUGUCCUGAUGCAUCUGUUGCUGGCAGCCUCCCCACACCUCCAGUCCCCAGACACAGGAAGAGCCACAGCCUGGGCAACAAUAUGAUGUGUCAGUUGAGUGUAGUUGAGAGUAAGAGUGCGACAUUCCCAUCGGAGAAAGCGAGGCAUCUCCUGGACGACAGUGUCCUAGAGUCCCGCAGUCCCCGCAGGGGCCUCACCCUCACCUCCUCCUGUGCUGUCACCAACGGACUCUCCCUAGGCAGUAGUGAGAGCUCAGAGUUUAGUGAAGAGAUGUCUUCAGGGCUGGAAAGCAGGGGGCGUCUCUAUGCCACGCUGGGGCCAAACUGGCGGGUUCCAAUUCGGAAUUCUCCCAGAACCCGGAGCUGUGUCUACAGCCCCACUGGCCCAUGCAUCUGUACUCUGGGGAGCUCAGCAGCAGUGCCCACCAUGGAGGGGCCUCUGAGAAGGAAAACCCUGCUUAAGGAAGGCCGAAAGCCCGCGCUGUCCUCAUGGACCAGGUAUUGGGUCAUACUCUCAGGAUCCACUCUCCUGUACUAUGGAGCCAAGUCCUUGCGGGGCACAGACAGAAAACACUAUAAAUCCACACCUGGCAAAAAGGUCUCCAUCGUGGGCUGGAUGGUGCAGCUGCCUGACGACCCUGAGCACCCGGAUAUCUUCCAGCUGAAUAACCCUGACAAAGGCAAUGUUUACAAGUUUCAGACUGGUUCCCGAUUUCAUGCAAUACUGUGGCACAAGCAUUUGGAUGAUGCAUGUAAAAGCAACAGGCCUCAGGUACCUGCAAACCUUAUGUCAUUUGAGUAAGUGUCUGCAGGAUGUGGCAUGACUUCAGAGGCUUCUGGGAGCCUGGACUGGACCUGAUGGAAAAGAGCAGUCCUGGACACAGGCUGUGGGCCAGGGUGCUGGGAGACUCACAGCCUCACCGGGGACACAGCCUGCGGCCUCACAGUCCCAGAGGGCUCCACUGGUGCGGGAUCCACCUGUCCAUCCCCAGCGACUCUCAUGACACUCAUUCCACAGCACCACCUCAUGGGGCGGUGGUUGGACCCCAACUAUACACCCCGCUUUCCGUCUCUGGGCCCUUGUCCACCCACCAGCUGCUUCUGCAACCAGAGAGCAUUCAGCCCACGUUGGGUUCUCAGUGCUUUCUACUGCACAAAGAGUGGACAGCGUUCACCUGUGAGAGGGGCCUGAGAGAACGAACAGGCUGUGGGACAGGCUUUUUACACCCCAGGUGUGUGGGGUUGCUCGCCCACAGGGCUGCCUCAGAUUUUGUACAACCUCCGAAGCAUCCUCUGCAUAUGUGUGCCAUACAUAUGUGUGUGUGAGCAAGUGUGAACUCUUUGAGAAACAUGCAUUUUGGCACAAGGCUUGUGACAUCACACACUUCAUUUGCUUUGAGGCCCUGCUUUAACCUUAAGUUAUAGUCUUGUCUACCGAGGAAGGUCAGAGUGAGAGCCCAGAUUCCUCCUGUGUUAAGGGUCCCUUGCAUUCUUUUACUGUAAACAAACAAUGCCUUAAAUUGUGUCCUGUUUUCUGUUCCUAUGGGUGCUAUUCAUCUGGAAGGCCUGCUUCCUGGGUCCCUGGGUCCCUUCCAAGCCUUGUUGCUGUCAGCCCUUCUGAGAUAGGACCCGGCUUCACAACCGUGGACUGGGCCGCUGGCCAGCUUGCUUCCUCCUGUCCCUCUCCUGCAGGGCCUGAGGCCCUUCUUCUCACCCUAUCCCACCACAUGGGAAGUUGUGACAUUUUCUCCUGGCUUCCUCAGAAGCAGCUCAGGCGCCACUGUGCUCACAGUGAUCAGCUGCACAGAAGCCACUUGGCACCGACCUCUCCCCGCAGGGCAAGGCUUUGCUCAUGUCAUCUCUCACCCCUUUGCCUCCACUGCCAGGGCAGGGCCCAUUGGGAUUCCUGAUCAUGCCUGGGAGCUGAGUGACACUGAGGCCUUAAGCUCCCCCAGUAUUGCCACCAAAUGUAGUCACCAGCAAGUUCUCCAGCAUCCAAGUCCAAGGGCAUAAUUGUUGAUGAUCAUGUGACAAGAGAGCAAAGCCCUGGAGAGUGAAUGGUCCAACCUCUGCAUUCAGUUAAGAGCUCUUCACAUGAACGACGUCCUUUAUCUGUAACCUUUUGCCAUAUUUGAAAGUAACUUGUUUUGUAGAAAUACGUUUCUAUUGAAAAUAAUGAAUUGCUCUUUAUCACCAUAGUCAGUCUCUUUCUCUCUCUCUCCCGCUCCCUCCCUCCCUUUCUCCCUCCCUCUCCCUCUCCAUC